AAAAAACUUAAAUUUAUCAUAUUAACAGUAAUAUUAAAUCUCUAAUUAAUAUUAUACUAGCAGAUGUGAAAUCUAUGAAGGACUGUUAUCCAGCCUAUGAUCGCAUAUCUGCUGUAUUAACAACAAUUUCAGAGGAAUUGCCUGAUAUCCCUCUAUUUUUAAGUCUGCACAACCUCUGUGCUACACUAAAAUGCACUUCCCCGUCUGCUGUUAUUUUCUGCUCAGCUGUGAUCAAUGCAGGAUAUCAUAUUUCUGGAACUCAUGUUAAUCCACUGGGGCUAAAGUCAGAUGCUCCCAUGGAUGUAAUUUGGGACAUAAUGCGUUGUUGGGUCAAAAAUCAUCCAGUAAAAGCUCAGUCAGCUGAUCAGCCAGGAAGUGUGAUACUCUCCAGAGAACUAGUUCUUCAAGCAAAUUUUGCUAGGGCCGUUGCGUCUCUUAGCAAGGCACAAGCAAAGAAGGUUGCACACUUCCUUCCAAAUCCUGAGAGGCAUUGGGGCCCCAAGCUUAGGGCAGGUCGUCAAAUUACUAGCAAGCACAUCUCUCUUCUUGGGGCAGAUGUAGUAAAUGGAUGUGUUAACCAUCAAGAUAACAAUGAACAUGUUGGCAAACGUCAAAAGACCGAAGAUCGAUUAAAUUCUCAAGUACUACCAUCAGGUACUCAAGCUGGGCUUGGUGCAGAUGUAGUAAAUGGAUGUAUUAACCACCAAGAUAACGAUGAAAAUGUUGCCAAACGUCAAGAGACUGAAGCUCCAUUGUGUACUACUAUCAGGUGCUCAAGCUGAGAUCCAUAGGAAUCUGUUCACAUUUCCAUCAAAAGUUUCUUCUACUCUCUCACGUGUGAGAUUGGAAGGUUUAUGCAACCAUAUUGCAAGUUGAGGUUGAGUAAAACCUUUCCAUGGAGGUUUUGAAGCUACUCUCAGUGUGUUAUUUUUUUGGGGGAGAUCUUAUGUAAGAUGAUGAGACUUUUUUCUCAUUGCAAGGGAAAAAGAAGAAAAAAAAAAAAAAACAGGUUUUUUAA
Rubroshorea leprosula is the source of this 1018-nucleotide messenger RNA. NCBI's taxonomy places the organism in Eukaryota, Viridiplantae, Streptophyta, Magnoliopsida, Malvales, Dipterocarpaceae. The record is from the annotation of a GenBank genome assembly.